Ctenopharyngodon idella (grass carp) is the source of this 1324-nucleotide messenger RNA. RefSeq names its product relaxin 3b (gene rln3b). The record is from RefSeq and is a predicted model, not a curated record. Gene Ontology annotation, molecular function: hormone activity. NCBI's taxonomy places the organism in Eukaryota, Metazoa, Chordata, Actinopteri, Cypriniformes, Xenocyprididae. Gene Ontology annotation, cellular component: extracellular region.
UCCUGCCCUCGUGGGUAAAGAUUAAGAGGCACAUGAAUUAAAAAAUAAUAAAAAUGAUGAUGUGAACGGAUAAAUCAUUUAUAAUAAAUACUGCCAUUUUAAAUAUAUGAAAUAUAAAAAAAUAAGAAUGGUCAAUUUUGAUUUUAUUCAUUCUUUCAAAACAGAAUUUUAUAUAUUUAGGAUCAUUAAAAUAGACAUUUACAUGUAUCUGACUGAAAGUAUAGCGCUUGUGCCAGUGUGUGCGUUCAACUUCGUAAUUCAUUCCCCAUUUUGUGAGAUUAGACAGUGUGUAUGACGACAAAAAGGUCAGGAGUGAUGAGAUUAGGUCGCUUCAUUCGACAUCACCUCCAUAUAGAGGUGCACAGGUUAAUUAUAGAGGCGCUGGGCCGGGGGCUUUGUUUCCCAAAAGGUCUCUGCCCUGCUAUCACAGUCCAUCUGACUGACACGCAAACAGCGUAGGCUCCAUGAACCCCUAUAAAAGACACACCAGGCUGAGGAGACGUUAGACCAUCUUUCAAACCAAGAAGGACCUCUGAGAAACACUUUCAGCACCUCAAACUUUCACUCUCAUCAUCGUCCUCAUGUGUAAAGCUGCAGUUCUCACGUUCGCCCUGCUGAUGGCGCUGCUGGGCAGCGCUCAGGCCACAGACGGACACCCCAUGUACGGAGUGAAGCUGUGCGGCAGAGAGUUCAUCCGGGCGGUCAUCUUCACCUGUGGAGGCUCGCGCUGGAGGAGAUCUCUGGAUGUCUCAGGUGACCUGUCCAGUGAUCUGCUCUCCACUCAUGACGACGAGGCCUCUGACAGCUGGGCCGCCAACCCCAUCCUCCCUGGACUGUCAUACAGACCCCGUCCUGACUCAGAGGCCCUCCCCUGGGCCGGAGAGGGUCAGGAGAGCCCCGUGUUCAGCCGUCCCGCACGCUCGCUCAUCUCAGAGGAAGUCCUGGAGGCCUUGCGCACGUCAGACAGGAAGGGACGGGAUGUGGUGGUCGGGCUGUCUAACGCCUGCUGUAAAUGGGGCUGCAGUAAGAGCGAAAUCAGCUCGUUAUGUUAAAGGACUGUGUGAUACCAUUUCUCCACCCUUCCUCAUCUUCUACUUACAUUCCAGCCUUCCCAUAUGUGAAGAAUGAAGCUUGCUGAAGGUUGUUUCUAUAAAAUAGUGAAAAUAUUUGUGUCAGAUAUGUAGGAAUAGCAGAUUUUAGCCAAAGUGAAGAGCCUGUUUGUUACUGUGUUCAAAACGUUUUCUUCAUCUCUGUCCUUGUGAUGUUCUUGUAUGGUCAUUGAUUUAAUAACAGCAAACUGGAAUAAAGUUUUGAUUGCGAUAGA